AUGGAAACCUUGUACAACCAGCCAGUUGUAGUGGACAAUGGGUCGGGAAACCUCAAAGCAGGAUUUGCUGGGGAUGAUAAACCACGAACUUAUGCGUCGGCAGUGAUAGGCAGACCCAAAUACCAAAAGCUCAUGGCUGGUUCUUUGCUACCUUCCUCGAGUGGCGUCGAUUCUACGGAUGGUGAUCUAUUUAUUGGUGACAAUGCACAAAAGAACAGGGGCUUGCUAAAGCUCACUUACCCAAUGGAGCAUGGAAUAGUUGCUAACUGGUCUGAUAUGGAAAAACUUUGGUACCAUAUGUUCACCCAGGAGCUCAAAAUUCAACCAGAGGAGCACCCGCUAUUACUCACAGAAGCCCCAUUGAACCCCAUGUCUAAUAGAGACGCAAUGUGUCAAGUUAUGUUUGAGCAAUUCAAUGUUCCCUGUGUUUAUAUAUCUAUUCAGGCGGUAUUGGCGUUGUAUGCAUCGGGGAGAACAACAGGUGUAGUUGUUGAUAGUGGCGAUGGGGUUAGUCAUGUUGUACCAGUUUACGAAGGCUUUGCUUUACCUAGUUCGAUAAAACGAAUGGAUAUUGCUGGAAGAGAUAUAACGACACGCUUGUCAUUUAAUAUCAGGCGAAUGUCGGGAGUUACAUUACAAAGCAGUUCAGAAAUGGAAAUCGUGCGACUAAUAAAGGAGCAAUGUUGUUUCGUUUCAAAGGAGCCACAGAAGGAUGAAAAACUAUACGGCGCUCAGUAUGCUAGGAAGACGAAAUCGAAAAACGAAUUGUUUACCACCUAUACCUUACCUGAUGGGCACGAAUUACAUCUUGGGGCGGAAAAGUUCCGAGCGCCAGAAAUCUUGUUCAAUCCUCAGAUAAUUAACGAUGAGAGCCCUGGAUUGCAUGAGCUUGUAUCUUUGGCAGUGAGCAAGACAGACCUAGAUCUAAGGCCUCAGUUGUACCAAAACAUUUUGCUAUCAGGGGGGAAUACAUUGUUGAAGAACUUUGGUGAUAGGUUGUUGCAAGAGCUAAAGGGGAUGCAGGACCAGGCAAGCGAAGCUUCAAACUCUAUCUGGAACAAGAUACGGAUUGAUGAACUGUACAGCACAAAAAUGAAGGUUAAGAUUUAUGCCCCACCAGAGCGGAAAUAUUCAACGUGGAUCGGUGGCUCUAUACUAGCAGGUCUAUCUACAUUCAAGAAAAUGUGGGUAACUUUGGAAGAGUACCGCGACAAUCCCGAUAUCGUUCAUAAGAAAUGUUUAUAA
Molecule: messenger RNA, 1245 nt
Organism: Lodderomyces margitis
Lineage: Eukaryota; Fungi; Ascomycota; Pichiomycetes; Serinales; Debaryomycetaceae
Gene: ARP1
Product: actin-related protein 1
Exons: 1
Coding region: 1-1245 (414 amino acids)
Source: RefSeq, a predicted model, not a curated record